GCAAUCCUGACACGUUCAUCAUGUCGACCAAGACCGUGGUACGGAGGACAAAAUCCAGCAAUCUGGAGUAUCGCGGUGACUCCAGAUUUCCACCGGGUGUAUACACGAUCCAUCUACCGUCGACGUGUGAUCAUACACUCGAAAAUAGGCCGAUUCAUCUGAAAAGAAUUAGCGCAUAUGAAGGAAAAGAGAUCAGGAAGAUAAGGGAUAAGAGCGGCACGAGGAAAUAUUUGAUUCCCUCGAAGGAGCCUAUGGUCUAUCCGAAGAUCAUGACAAGAAAGGAAUACGAAGACCUAAAGGAACGCAGCCGCGUGAUCACGAAGGAGGAGAGACAAACGGCCGUGGAAACUACGGAGAAAGAGAGGGAGAGACUGGCAAAAGAGAGCUUGGCACGGAAAGAGGCAAUUCGCGUUAUGGACAUGAAAAAGGAUCGUGAGAAGGAUCCAAGAACGAAAGAGAUCGAGGAGGAGGCGAAAAAAAGGACAAUGCACAUCCUCGAGCGGGCGUACAACAUGCGUCUAGAGCAAGAGGAGGAGAUACAGAAGUGCAAUCGUCUUAUUUUGGAAACCAAAUGCCGAGCUAUCCGCGACGCUCAAAUAGCAGAAAAGAAAUUGAUGGGACAAGAGCUUCUCGAGGAGGAGAAACGGUUGAACGACAUGAUGGAAGAAGAGAGGAGAUGGGCAAUCAAGGAAGAGUCGCGAAAAGAAGAAGAGGAGACAGCCAAACGGCUACGAUUUGCUAAGAUCUUGAAGGAGCAGAUCAUAGAAAACGAGGAACAACGGAUCCUCCAGUUUGAGAGAAAGCAGGAGGAAAGCCGGCUUAUCAAUUUAAAUAAUAUCGCAUGGCAGCAAGACGAGAUUGAGAAGCUACGCAACAAGGAGACUGAAAACGCAAAAGUGCGACAGGAACUUGCAGAAGGGAACGAACAAUUGAAACACUUUAAGGCUAUGGAAGAGGAAGAAAACAGAAUUAUAGAUUUAAGGAUACAGAACUAUCAUCGAAUAAAAGAGGAGAGAGAGGCAAAAAAAGCGGAAGAGCAGAGAUUAGAAAGAUUGAAAAAGGAGCGAGAGAAAACCAGAGUAGCGAUGCGAACGGUGCAAGCACACGAGCUUCAGGCGCAAAUUGAUGAAAUCAACGCGGCUCGAGUUCAGGAAGAGGUAGAACGGGAUUGGAGACGAAAAGAGAAGGAAGAAGCUUUAAAGAAAUUGAAAGCUCAAAGAAUUCUUCAGAAAGAAAGAGAGGAACAAAUAAAUAAUAAGCGAAUAAUGCAAGCCAUCGAAAUUGAACGGGAGAGGCGAGAAUUUGAGAGAAUUGUACGUGUACAACAAACAGCUUUUUAUAGAGAAAAGAAGGAAUUCGAGCAAAAGCAGCAACAGGCUUUAAUUCAUCGCAGUGAAAUAUUAAAGCAGGUAAAUGAAAAAGAACGAGAACGCAUUGUUGAGCGGCAAAAAAUGUUCGAAGAAGGCCUGGCAAUACGUGCUGAAACUGCAAUGCGUAAGAAGAAAUUACAAGAUGCAAUGGAACGAAAGUGCCAAGAAAUGAGAGAAAACAAAGUUCCCGAUAUUUAUAUUAAUGAAGUGAAACGAAUGAUUGAAACUAUUCAAUGAAUUAUUUCAUCAUG
This is a messenger RNA of Trachymyrmex cornetzi, 1621 nucleotides long. Its product is annotated as cilia- and flagella-associated protein 45. The record is from RefSeq and is a predicted model, not a curated record. Bases 21 to 1607 code for a protein of 528 amino acids. The transcript has 6 exons. NCBI's taxonomy places the organism in Eukaryota, Metazoa, Arthropoda, Insecta, Hymenoptera, Formicidae.